GAAUGGGACUAAAUUGAAACCCAAGAAACAAUUAAACUAAAAACUCUUUUAGGGGUUUUAACCUUCUUUCUAGGUUUUCUUCCCAAGUAAUUAGCCUUCGUCAUUCUUCUAUAUCUACUCUCUCUCCCCUUCUCCAUAGUCUUUAUUACCGAAUCGGCAGUACCAAUUUUCGGUUAAAUUCGCCCCCUAAUUAACCCCUUAAUCAUCUUUCUCUCUACAUGGCUGUUUCAGUACCAAUUUGUAUAUCAUCAUUUCUCUAAUUCUCUUCUCGCAUUCUUAUAACCAAAAAUAUGUUUGAAAGAUGGGUUCAGCCGCUCCUAUUAGGUUAUCUUGGUCCAUACAUCAAAGAUUUCCAAAGAGAACAACUCAAGAUCGGAUUAUGGAACGAAGAAGUAGUGUUGGAUAAUGUGGAGCUGGUUCUUGAAGCUUUUGAUCACCUACAGUUGCCUUUUGCUAUAAAACGAGGUCGCGUUGGGAGGUUAAGCAUAAAAAUUCCUUGGAAGAAGCUUGGUUUGUCGCCCAUCAUAAUUGUUCUAGAAGAUGUCUUCAUUCAAGCUGGCCAAAGAGAUGAGCAUGAGUGGAAUCCAGAUUUAGUCGAAAGAAGAGACAUCGCAGGCAAAAAGGCCAAACUUACUGCUGCGGAGCUAGCAAAAUUUUCUAGACGCGUAUGCGAAAAUCAGACCGGACAAGCAUUUGUUUCUUACAUUACUGCCAAGCUUCUUGAUAAUGUCCAAGUCUCCAUCAGAAAUUUUCGUGUCACUUAUACUGAUCAGCAGAUUGGCUCGGCACCAUAUACGUUUGGUAUAAGGUUUUCAAGUCUGACGACAGUGAAGCACAGUUCUAUCUGGACAUCCGUCAGAAGUCGAGGUGAUCGGGUGAGCAAGAUGUUGGAGAUAUCAGGCUUGGGAAUUUAUUAUAGCACAUCUGAGGGACCUUCGAAUUCAAUGGGUAUUGAAGAUGCCGCUGAGUACCAAUUGUUCAGUGAUGCGAGAGUGGGAAGUGAUACGAAUGAUUAUAUAGUGGCCCCAUUUGAUGUUUCUGUGUCUUUUGUGGUGAACAGGUCUGAGAAGCUUGAGAGUGAUGUUCCACAAUAUUCUAUUGGUGCUGAGAUAACUUCUCUGGUGCUGCAAAUGAAUGAAGUUCAGCUCAAGCAAAUCUUUAUUCUUUGGGAUUAUUUAUGCACAUCUGAAGUGAGGGAGAGGUAUUGGCGUUAUCGACCAUCAUUUGAUUCUUUAUCAAGAAAACCAAAGGGUUGGCAAAGGAUGUGGUGGCACUACGCCCAAGAAUCCAUCUUAUCCGAUGUUCGUAGAAAGUUAAAGAAGACUUCCUGGAAACAUCUUGGGUGGCGAAUGAGCUACCGACGAAAGUAUGUGAGCUUAUACAAAAGAAAACUGGACUUUCUCCAUCAAAAGCAGACUGUAGAAGAAGACAUACUUAAAGAAUUGGAGCUUAUGGAGAAAGAGACAGAUAUUGACGACAUCUUAGGUUUUAGGUCAAUCGCAGAACGUGAAUUGGAGAAACUGCUGCCGAGCUCUACAGCUUCGAGUGUGGGAGCAAAUGGAUGGAUAAAUUGGUUAUUUCGUGGCAUGCUUGGUUCGGGUGAAACAGCGGAUUCAAGCCAGUUUUCUGGUGCUGUUUCUGAGGAACUUAUCAAGGAUAUAUACGAGGCAGCAGAAUUCGUGCCAGUUCCUACUCUUGAUGUGGGUGUUUCUACAAAAAGCAGAAUCUUAUCUUCAGUCAAGUUCGAAGUUCAUAAAGUCACUGCAACACUAGGCAGCAAGAUCAGCCAGAAGGAAGUCAUACAGAUAAAUUUGGAUGUCGUGGAUAUUGACUGUAAACAUUGGGACGAAUCAUGGACAAUUCAGCUGUUGGUUAAUUCAUUGGGUCUGGUGGACCCAUAUGCUAAGAAAGACAUUCUGCUUCUUGGAAGGGAUGUCUCUGAGCAAAGUAAUUCGAAUGAUAAACUACGGUGUCUCAGGGUUGUAGUUGAUACAUCUCCUAUAAACAAUGACACUGAUCUUUCAUUAAAGGUUGAGCUUCAACCUUUAGAAGUUAUGUACGAUGCUGAGUUUUUAUUGAAUCUCUUGGACUUCCAGUGGUUUUUUGGAUCAUUCCAUUCUCAGCGUGAGAGAGUCCUCAUGUCAUUAAAUGAGCUUGAAAAUGUUAAUGCUCGAGUACUAUCGAAAACUGAAUAUGUUGUCUCCAACCGUAAACAAAUAAUUUGGGAUAUCAGUUUCAGCAGUGUCUCCAUCAAAAUUCCAUGGGAAACAGAUCAUCAUUCCACACAGUAUUUUUUGAGUUUGGACUUGGGAACUCUUAUCUGUGGAUCAAGGAUUCAGAAGGAAACUCUGGCACCAAAGCGGAAGCCCGUACCUGACUAUUUGUCCACAGCUUUCGGGGGCACAACUUCUUCCAGUGAUAGGACAGUGACACCAGUUGACCACCUUCAAGAUCUGUACGAUCACUUCGAAAUUACUUUGACUGGUUUUGAGGUGAAUCUGACGGUACCUGGUUGUUCUAGAGCAGUCUCCAUUGUCGAGAAACUUGAUGCAUCUAUUACGUUGGCAUCAUGCAUUAUACCAAAUGAAUCGACGUUGAAGCAGCUAGAGGUCCAUGUGGUUGUGUCAACACUUGGUGUACAUUUCUCGCCCUCAAUAUAUGGUGCAGCUGUUGGCUUGAUUAAAUCUUUUGAUAUUCUGGCUCCGCAAUCAGAAUCAGAAUCUGUGCCAAGUGCUUUCCAAUUCUCUUUCACGGCUAAUGUUGAGCUUGUUAGCUUGCAUGUACACACCAGUGAUGACGAUAAUGGAGAUGGUAGCCUUCUUCUCGUCUGUGCUCUUGGGGAGUUGGACAUUCAGUAUGCUCUCGAGCAAAUGACAAAAGCAUGUUUUGUCUGCGUCAAAACAUUGAAAAUUGAAACAGGUAAACUGAGCGAUGAAACUAGUGACUUAACAUUAUGCUUAUCCAAGAGUAUAUCUGCUGCUGCACAUCAGCACGGAUUUGUCUCAGAAGCUAACACUCCAAAAAGUGACGGUGGUGAAAGAAGUAGACCUUUGGAUGGAUGCUUUAUUAUGCACUAUCAAGCGGAUGAAGUUUGUCACAAGUUGACGAUGUUCUUUAAUGAAGUUGAUCUCCAUUGCUACCCUAAAGUUAUUGGAUCCCUCCAUCAGUAUUUCGAUAGCUUAUCUCGAUAUGAUUCUUCGUCAUUACCUUAUUCGGGCAAAAGCUUAGCCAAUAGUAAAGAAUCGGGCAAAAGCUUAGCCAAUAGUAAAGAAACAAAAGAUAGAGUACUGAUGUCUGGAUUUUGGCCUGCAAAAUUUGGGUUUUCGAAUUUCUGCGAAUCUGGGUCAACUGAGGCAUGCAUAACUGUGGGUCAGUUUCCCUUCAUAACUAUUGAUAGUUCGGGUUCCCUCGGUAGAAUUGAGCAGUCUCUUAUUCAUGGCAUUUCUGAGUGGAGGAAUAUUUUGAAUGUGAGGGAUAAAAAAUGUGAGAGAAUUGCAAAAAUUAACGUUAGGAAGAGGUCUAAAGUGCCCAGAGUUCCGACAGUGAAAUAUUCAUGGAGCAAUAAUGAUUCCACUUCUGGGAGAAGCAGUGACUCUGCUAUUUGCGUUAUCGAUUUGAACCUCACUGGAAUCGCAAUACACUUCCAUGAUUCAUCCUGUAUUCUGGGAACUCUUUCCGUGCCAGUUUCUAAGUCUUUGAUUGCUUUAAGCAGGACACAUUAUUUGGAUAUGUUAUGUUCUAUUGAGGGGUUACAUCUCUCAUCAUCUUGGUCGUCCCAGUACUUUUACAAGUGGCUAUGGGGUUCAUCUGAACACAAUCUGGCCCCUGUUUUCAAUUUUCGCGUAAGGAUCGAUGGUGCAACGAGGCCCCAAAUUGAAUUGUGUUUCAGCAUUCAACAUGUGCGCCACAUUUUGCCGCCCGAAUAUUUGGCGAUAUUAAUUGGUUAUUUUUCUCUACCUGAUUGGAACAAGAAGGAACCUGUACAAUUUGUUACGGAAAAUGGCAACUGCAAGGAUAUGGACAACAGCCAUGUCGAAAUUAUCUACAAAUUUGAGGUCCUUGACUCCGUAUUGAUUUUACCCGUGGAUGAUGAUGGAGAUCAAACUAUACAUCUUCAACUUGAACAGUUAUAUUGCAGUUUCACUGCAAAGAGCAUAGCAGAGGAUGCUCUGAAGGACAUUCCUCUUGACUGUAUGGUUCAAGCAGAUAAAGUUGCAGAUAUGGUCCACGUCCUCAACAUAUUUGGGCGGGGUGUAUCUUUGUCGUUGGUACCACGUAAGAACGAGGGACACGCUUCUUUGACUGAUUGUCAGAAUACCAGUUGCGGAAAUGUACCCUUAAUUCCAGCAUUUGACGCUGAUCUAUGGAUCAGAAUACCAUGCGGAAAUCAGCCUUCAAAUGGACUUUCUACUCCUACUUCUGUUAUGGUGAAGGUUAGCAACUGGCAAAUUAUUGCUGAAGUUGAUUACUUUCUCUAUGGAAUUGAAGCAAUUGCAAACAUCGUAAAUCAGCUGUCUGCAGUCGGCAGUGAAUCCGAAUAUUUCAAAUCUGAUGUAUUGCAGUUUAUACAGUUGAAGAAGAGUAUAAAAGAAGGAAGCGUAGUUCUAACCAAUGUUUCAAGUCCGACCUUUAUAGAAGUAAAAUGUUGUGUCAAGUUACUCACAGUAAAAUUAUGUCAGUCAAGGGGAGGACAGUCUAAUAACUUGUCAGAGCCUGUUGCCAAGGCAGAUUUACAAUUUAUAUUUUCUGGAAAGUUCAAAGACGACAUACCCUUGAGCAUGGAUAUUUGUCUUUCUAACAUAUCACUAUAUUCAUUUCAUACUUCCGUCAUCUUGCUGCGUUCUAUUGUCUCUUCAGUUUCAUCUGGUUUUGAGAUUCAUCUGUCCAAGUUAAGUAGUGGUGACACUGAGAUUGUAUUUUGUAUACCUUCUCUGGAUAUUUGGUUAAACAUGUCGGAUUGGAGCACAGUCGUAGAUCUUCUUGGUUGCUAUUCUCAGGACCAAAACAACACUGAAGUUAUGGUUGAAUCAUCAGAGAACUCAAAUUUAGGAACACUGGAACUUCCUAAAGAUUCGACUGGAAAUGUAAUUGAGGCUUCUCCUGAGUCACCAACACCAUCGUUACAUUCUAACAAAGAUUUUCGAGAAUCCGGUAAUCUGAUUUUGAAGUCAGAGGAGAUAGACAUAUCACUUCAUUAUCCACUCUCGGUUAGAGAAACAUUUGACAUUUUGAGGGAUCCUGAAGUUCUUGUAGGAGUUACCUUUUCUGGUGCAGAAUGCUGUAAACAUGUAACAGUUACUUUGUGCAGUAGAGAUACGGAAGUGAUUAUAAAUGAAGGCCAUACAAAAGUGACGUCGAAUAUCGAAAAGACAAGAAUUACGCUGGAGACUAUCCAGGGCCAGAAAGUUAUUGCAUGGCCUCUGUUGCAGAUAAAUCAGAUAUAUGUUUCUGCAGAAAUUUGUGAUAAACAAGAGGGGUUUAUUCAUGCCACAGCUGAGGUUCGUAUUGAAUGUUUGGAAGUGUGGUUAUCACAUCAGAUAUUCCAAUUCUGGCAUGAUGUUAAGAUCGAACUUCCUGAAAAAACAUCCUCUCAAUCUUCAACCGGUAUUGUGGAUUUUAAAGUUCAUUUAAGGAAGGCUUCUCUGCUGCUAACUGAUGGGAGGUGGAGUUGUAAUGGUCCUCUCAUGGAGAUGCUUUUGAAAAACUUACUGUUCCAUGUGAGCCUAACUGGUGGCAUCAUGGAAGCUUCAGUUGGAGGAGAUCUUCUUGUGAACUACAACAAUCUUGAAAAGGUGACUUGGGAGCCUUUUAUAGAGCCAUGGUGUUUUCAAUUAGACAUGGCUAGAAAGCAAGAACAAAGUGUGCUUUUAAGUACUUCCGUCAUGACUGAUAUAUACCUGAAGUCUACUGCACAUCUCAACUUCAAUGUCACAGAACAGCUCAUUGAGGUUAUCUUUAGGGUGCAUGACAUGAUCAAAGAUGCUUGGAGUCGGGUUAAGAUAGAUGGUCUUCCUGAGAGUCGCUGGUUUUGUGGGGGUAGUGAAACCACUGAAAAUGCAUACACAAGAAGGUAUGCUCCAUAUAUUCUCCAGAAUGAGACUUCUUUGCCACUGCUGUUUCAUGUGUAUCGAGGACAUGUAAAUUCAGACGAUUUGAACAUGGUGCCUAUGAAAGAAGGAAGUAUUGUGCAACCAGGUUGUUCUGUCCCAAUUUAUAUUGAUGAAACUCCAGAAGAACAAAUAUUUCGUUACAAACCUGCUCAGUCCUCUGACAGGCCAAACGAGAAAAAAUCGAAUUGGGUGGCACAUCAUAUGAUCUCUGUCCAACUUGAUGGAACUUCUGGGUUUUCUGUUCCUAUUUCCAUGGACCUUGUUGGCCGUAGCUACUUUGAAGUAGAUUUUUCGAAAGCAUCAGAAGCGUUUGGAGUAAAUACAGCUGGAGAAGUGUCAAAGUAUGGCGGAAGGGUUGAAGGGAAAAAUAGAAAAACCUCACAUUCUGAAUUUGUUGUUCCCGUGGUGUUUGAUGUUUCCGUUCAGCGUUAUAGCAAGUUGAUACGAUUGUACUCCACUGUAAUACUUCUGAAUGCAACUUCGGUGCCGUUGGAGCUGCGUUUUGACAUUCCAUUCGGUGUAUCACCGAAGGUGCUAGAUCCAAUAUCUCCUGGUGAUGAAUUUCCCUUGCCUCUUCAUUUAGCUGAAGCUGGUAGAAUGAGGUGGCGUCCGGUUGGCAAUAGUUACCUGUGGAGUGAGGCACAUCUUCUUUCCAACAUGCUGUUACAGGAAAAUAGGCUAGGAAUUCCGAGGUCGUUUGUUUGCUAUCCAUCUCAUCCUAGUAAUGACCCAUUCCGCUGCUGCAUAUCGAUUCAAGAUGUCAGCCUUCCUUCAUCUAGUGGGAGGUGCUCAUCUCUUCAGACCAAAGAUUCUGCCAAACAGUCGGUUGCGAACAGUCGAGCAACUCAUUAUGUCACUCUCACUACUCCUUUAUUGGUUAAAAACAAUUUACCAAGUGAUGUCUCUUUCACAAUAGAAACUGGUGGAGUUGCUCGUACUUUACUCCUUUCCGAGGGAGAUGCUGCUUCCAUUUAUCACACAGAUUCUACCCAUGACCUGGGACUCGUGUUCCAUUUGCAUGGGUUCAAGCCUAGCUUUUUUAACUUCCCGCGCGCGGAAACAUUUUCUAGAGGGGCCAAAUUCAGCGAGACGAAGUUCUCUUUAUCAGAAACUCUGACCUUCUAUCCUGAAUCAUCUAAUGAUCCAUUAUAUCUUACUGUGGAGAAGGUGAUGGAUGCAUUCUGUGGUUCCCGAGAACUAAGCAUUUCUGCUCCCUUUCUUCUAUACAACUGCACGGGAUAUCCACUCACUAUUGCAGAGUCUGGUGCUGAAAUGAAAGGAAAUGGCUGCAUUAUUCCUUCCUGUUAUUAUUUGUUUGAUGAGGAUCAAAAUCUAGCAAAAGAAGAUGGUCUCAGUGUGUUUUCUCAGGAGGAUUCACUUACCAACCCUCAAAAUAUUGGUCAUUUUUCAAGUUCUUUCUCAAAAAAUCACACAGUCUCGCUGAGGGAGAAUUUAGACCUGCAUUCGCAGAGGUUUCUGAACAGGAAUUUCAAUUCUGUAGAUUCAUCUGCACAAUUUAUCGAAUAUACAGAGUACCCUGAUUCAGAUUCUCGAGGCACCUGUUUAGAAAAAGUAAACAAUGUACCCAGCAGAAGCAGCCAACUGAAGCUGUCAGCAGGAGGUAACAGGGGUGUGAGUGUAGAUGCUGAUAACAAAAAGGUUAAAGCAUGCAUGUAUUCUCCUCAGUCCAGUUCCUCGGAAGGUGAACUCAUGGUUAAAUUAGCUACGUGCCUACCUGAAUGUGUUACUGAAAGUAAUAGAAGCUCUAUGUGGUCUAGCCCUUUUUUCCUUGUUCCGUCAAGUGGUUCAACGAUAGUGGUUGUUCCUCGAGCAUUUACAUCUAGAGCAUUGAUAAUAUCUGUAACAUCGAGUCUCGUAGCAGGCCCGUUUUCUAGUAGGACAAGGGCCAUUACUUUCCAGCCCAGAUAUGUCAUCAGUAAUGCCUGUAGCAAGGAUUUAUAUUACAAGCAAAAGGGAACUGACUACAUUUUCCACCUAGGCAUUGGUCAACAUGCGCACCUACACUGGUCUGAUACGAAAAGGGAUAUGCUGGUUUCUCUUCGUUUUGAUGAACCUGGAUGCCUAUGGUCAGGCAGUUUCACUCCUGAUCAUCUUGGGGAUACACAAGUGAAAAUGCGAAAUUAUGUCAAUGGUGCCCUAAACAUGAUACGGGUUGAAGUGCAGAAUGCUGAUGUUUCCAUUAAAGAGGAUAGGAUUGUUGGCAGUUCCCGCGGAGAUUCAGGGACAAACUUGAUUCUUCUAUCUGACGACAAUACAGGCUUUAUGCCUUACAGAAUUCACAAUUUUUCAAAGGAGAGGCUACGUAUAUACCAACAAAAAUGUGAAGCGUUUGAAACGACUGUUCAUUCGUACACAUCUUGCGGUUAUGCUUGGGAUGAACCUUGCUUUCCUCAUCGUCUAGUUGUUGAGGUUCCUGGAGAACGCAUUUUGGGGGCAUAUUCUCUCGAUGACAUUAAGGAGCAAAUGCCCGUGUACUUACCAUCAACAUCUGAGAAUCCUGGAAAAAGGCUACUUGUCUCCACCCAUGCUGAAGGAGCAGUUAAGGUUCUUAGCAUCAUUGAUUCAAGUUGUCAUCUUGUGGAUGAUAUGAAGGGAACCUAUUAUCCUGGCUUCAAUGAGAGAAGGAAACUUGAUCAGAAAGAAGAAAAAAUUGAUGACUAUAGUGAAAGGAUAUCGGUUCAUAUAUCAUUUAUCGGAUUUUCCUUGAUCAACUUGUAUCCCCAGGAAUUGCUUUUUGCCUGUGCGAAGGAUACCAAGAUUGACAUACUGCAGAGUGUGGAUCAGCAAAACUUUUCCUUCCAAAUGUCAUCCUUGCAAAUUGAUAACCAGUUGCACAAUACCCCAUAUCCUGUAAUCUUGUCAUUUGAUCGUGAUUAUGGAAGCAACUCAACAGGGUGGAUAAAAAAUAAGGAUAUCAAGGAUGAAAAUGGCGCGCAAGCUUCUACACCUGACAGCUCAUGCGAACCUAUCUUCUACCUAGCCGCUGCAAAGUGGAGAAACAAGGAUAUUUCAUUGGUUUCUUUUGAGUAUAUAAGUCUAAGGUUAGCACCUUUGCAUCUUGAGCUCGAGGAAGAAGUCAUCUUAGGGCUGUUUGAUUUUGUUCGUACAGUUACUUCAAAGCUGCAGAGAAAAACCCCACCUGGCCUAUGUUCCACAAGCUCCUACGGUGCACAUCUUGAUAAAGAAGUAUCCACUGCAUUGGAUUCUGAUAAUUCCAAGAGCCAGAGUCAUUCCGUAAAUGUUUUAAACUUCAUGGAGAGUUCUAGCUGCAGCCCUCCAUUACCUUCAGUAGUUCCAAUCGGAGCUCCUUGGCAGAAAAUCUAUCUCUUAGCAAGAAGACACACAAAAAUAUAUGUUGAAGCAUUUGAUUUGGCGCCAAUCAAGGUGACCUUUAGCUUUUCCAGUGUUCCUUGGAUGCUAAGAAACAACGUUCCUGCUCCAAGCGGGGUUCCAAGUCAUGUCAGUAGCACCGCUUUUCAGAGAGGCCUGAUGGCUCUUGCGGAUGUCGAAGGAGCACCAGUAUAUUUCAAACAAUUAACCAUUGUGCAUCAUAUGGCUAGUUGGGAGUCGUUCCAAGAGAUCCUCGUCAGGCAUUAUUCUCGGCAACUUCUUCACGAAAUGUACAAGGUAUUUGGUUCUGCUGGUGUAAUAGGCAAUCCUAUGGGAUUUGCGAGGAACAUGGGACUUGGCAUCAAAGAUUUCCUAUCAGUACCAGCCAGGGGAAUUUUAAAGAGCCCAUCUGGGAUUUUUACAGGCAUGAGAGAAGGCACCAGAAGCCUUUUCAGUAACACGGUCUACGCGGUUAGCAAUGCUGCAACUCAGUUCAGUAAAUCUGCACACAAGAGUAUUGUUGCAUUAACAUUUGAUGACCAUGCUGUUUCAAAAUCUGAAGAUUGGAAGGGCCUAACAGCACAGAGCAGUGGUUUAUUAAAUGAGUUCUUAGAGGGACUUACUGGAUUCCUCCAGUCACCUAUCAGAGGAGCAGAGAAACAUGGUCUUCCAGGAGUCCUGUCGGGCAUAGCUUUAGGAACUGCAGGACUUGUGGCUAGACCUGUGGCCAGCAUUCUUGAUGUAACUGGAAGAACUGCACAAAGCAUCAGAAAUAGAAGCAGUCUUCACCAACCCCACCGUCUUCGUGUCCGUUUCCCUAGGCCUCUGGGUAAAUAUCUCCCGCUACGACCCUACUCUUGGGAAGAAGCAAUUGGAGCAUCAGUGCUUAUGAACGUCGAUAAUGCCAAACUCAAAGACGAGCAGUUUGUCAUGUGCAAAGCACUUAGGCAGCCAGGGGAUUUUGUCAUCGUCACUGAAAGACAUGUCUUUGUUGUUAAGUGUCCUAGUUUGGAAAAUUUCGGAACACCGGAGUUUCAUGGUGUUGCUGCUGAUCCAGACUGGAAGAUUGAAGUGGAGAUGAGCUUGGAAAGUGUGAUUCAUGUGGAUAGAGAAGAUGAGGUAUUGAACAUUGUAGGAGGGAGCAAUUCGGAAACCCCACUGAGGCAACAUAUGCAUAAGAGAGGUAUCAGUACAAGUUUUAGUACUACAAGACCGACAACUAAGCAUGGGAGCCAACAGUGUACUACUCCCCUGCCACUUUUUCAAAUGAGCAUGGCACUGGCUAGUAAGGAAGAAGCUGAGGAUGUUUUACAUGUUUUAUUAUCUACUAUCGAAUCAGGCAAACUUAGAGGUUUGGAGGUGCAUGUUUUGCAUCGAAGCAACCUCAGGUGAAGUUCCAUGUAGUGCAAUAGAACACUUGUUACGAAAAAGUGGUAUAAAAAAUUAGUUUCUUUUUCUGUACAUAGUUAUAUAUACCCAGAUUCAGGUGGUAUUUCUAUGUGUACACACACACACGAUGACUCUAUGCUGUACAUUUAUAUUUAAAGAUGAAUGACUACAGACCCGUUCUACGUA
Molecule: messenger RNA, 11036 nt
Organism: Papaver somniferum (opium poppy)
Lineage: Eukaryota; Viridiplantae; Streptophyta; Magnoliopsida; Ranunculales; Papaveraceae
Exons: 47
Coding region: 291-10853 (3520 amino acids)
Biological process (GO): protein retention in Golgi apparatus; protein targeting to vacuole
Cellular component (GO): extrinsic component of membrane
Source: RefSeq, a predicted model, not a curated record